Molecule: messenger RNA, 601 nt
Organism: Selaginella moellendorffii
Lineage: Eukaryota; Viridiplantae; Streptophyta; Lycopodiopsida; Selaginellales; Selaginellaceae
Product: 14 kDa zinc-binding protein
Exons: 5
Coding region: 50-523 (157 amino acids)
Biological process (GO): sulfur compound metabolic process; purine ribonucleotide metabolic process
Cellular component (GO): cytoplasm
Molecular function (GO): adenylylsulfatase activity
Source: RefSeq, a predicted model, not a curated record
AUCUCAGCCAUUGGUCUCAACUUUGCAUCCCAGCCGUUGGGUUUUCCCGAUGAGCUCGACGAAUAGGGUUCGUGUUCUAGCGCGCCAGGUCGGGGCAAUGUCGGGCGGCGCCGUGCAACAAUCUCCGCCAGGCGAGGAGGUCGCCGCGCAGGCCGCGUCCCUGUUCAAGGAUUCCGGAUCGCCAACGAUAUUUGACAAGAUCAUCGCCAAGGUGAUUCCUUCCAAGAUCGUUUACGAGGAUGACAAGGUUUUAGCGUUUAGAGACCUAAAUCCACAGGCGCCGACACACAUUCUUAUCAUUCCCAAGCACAGAGAUGGAUUGACACAGCUUUCCAAGGCAGAGGAAAGACACAAAGAAAUCCUGGGAGAACUACUCUAUGCUUCGACCGUGGUUGCCAAGAAAGAGAAACUGGACGAUGGCUACAGGAUUGUCAUCAACGAUGGACCUCAAGGAUGCCAAUCGGUCUAUCAUCUUCAUAUCCAUCUCGUUGGAGGACGCCAGAUGAAAUGGCCGCCUGGCUAGCUGUAGAAGGGGAACGUAAGCUUCUAUUUCUUACUGCAAAAACGACUGCCAUCGAAUGGAGAUUUUUUCUUUGGGAAA